Drosophila takahashii is the source of this 1290-nucleotide messenger RNA. RefSeq names its product peritrophin-44. Gene Ontology annotation, molecular function: chitin binding. Gene Ontology annotation, cellular component: extracellular region. The record is from RefSeq and is a predicted model, not a curated record. NCBI's taxonomy places the organism in Eukaryota, Metazoa, Arthropoda, Insecta, Diptera, Drosophilidae.
GAUUGGGUUAGUAACGAAAUCGGAACGUUCGCUUCAGUCGUCUACCAAGCGAAUUAGUCCAGAAUAUAUUACCAUACCAAAAUGGGAGCUUUCAAUGCAAGGAUCGGUGUCCUGGCGGCCUGUCUUCUGAUGGCGGCCCAGGCCAGCGGCUACACGAUGGAGCAGAUGUGCGCCCAGUGGUCGGGCGAGGGCUAUGUGGGCAAUCCGAGCAACUGCCGUGCCUGGGGCUACUGCAAGGGCCAGAUGCUGGUUAGCUGGGGAACGUGUCCGGAUGACUAUAUUUACAACUCGCAGACAGGCAUAUGUGCCGAUGCCUCGACGACGAUUUGCUCGACAAGUGCGACGAAGACCUGCGAAUCGGCCGCCUCGCCCAUGUACGUGGCCAAUCCGAUGAACUGCACCGAGUACUGCUACUGCGAUGGCAAGGGAGGCUUGGAGUACGGCGCCUGCCAGGAGGGCCUCUACAGUGCCAGCAGCAUAAGCUGCAUCUAUGCCAACAGCUGUCCGCAGGACACCAUCUGCCGGUUCAUGCAGUCGAACAUCUAUGUCGGCGAUCCGGACAACUGCGGCAGCUACAUCGCCUGCCUCAAUGGCUAUGGAACCUCCGCCAAGUGUGCCGAUAACCUGUUCUACAACGCGGCCACCGGUAUGUGCCAGAAGGCCAGUGUAACCUGUAACGGCGACGAUAGCAACAGUGGAAAUGCCGGGCAGUUUACAGUUGGCUACACAAAUUCAUCUGGAUGCCCUGCUGAUUACUUCAAAGCCUCAGAGGAGAUCACUGUGGACGGAGAAGUUCAGGACUAUAAAUACGUUUCUGAUUGGACCACCUGCUAUGGCUUCUACUACUGUGCAAAUGCAGGAGCCACUGGUGUUUGGAACCAAUGCCCCACUGGUACUCAUUUUGACCCCACUAAGGGCGAGUGCGUUUCCCCGGCCGCCUAUGCCUGUCCCCAUAACCGAUGUGGCAACAUAAACAAUCCAUUCAUGGCCGUGUCGGAUACCACCUGCAACACCUACACGGUCUGCUCCACCGGAGCGACCGGAAAUUGCCCCACCACCGCGCAGUUCUACGACGAGAUUCACAAUAUCUGCACCACAAAAAAUCCCGGUUACGCCGUUUGCGAAGCAGCUGCCUAAGAUCCCCUUUAGCCACCUAUAUUUUCCGAAUUACCUUGCAACAAGCAUAUGAUGUAACAUGAGCCCUAUCCCUGUUUUUAACCCUACUCCUGCAAGGACUGCGGGACAAGCAAUCAAAAGAAAUUAAUAAAAAAAAACGUCGACUUUGACCAA